AUGAAGUCCGAAGGGGCCGUGACCGUCCGUACCCGCAAGUUUCAGACGAAUCGACUCCUUCAACGCCGUCAAUUCGUGGUAGACAUCCUACAUCCCUCUCGAGCAUGUAUCGCAAGAUCCGAGGUGAACGAAAAACUUGCGACUAUCUAUAAGACCGCCAAGGAGCGUGUAGUGACCUUCGGAUUCCGCACGAAAUUUGGUGGUGGCCUAACCACUGGAUUCGGCCUUAUCUACGACGAUGAAGAGUCUCAGCGGAAGUUUGAACCCAGAUUUCGGCUUGUAAGGUCUGGUUUGGUGGAGAAGCUGGAGAAGCCUUCACGAAAGUUGCGUCGCGAGCGCAAGAAUCGUAUGAAGAAGUUCCGAGGAGUGAAGAAGCUCAAAGCAGGAGAACCAGUAAAGAAGAAGUAA
Messenger RNA from Cantharellus anzutake, 408 nucleotides. Its product is annotated as putative structural constituent of ribosome. The transcript has 3 exons. Gene Ontology annotation, molecular function: structural constituent of ribosome. Gene Ontology annotation, biological process: translation. The coding region runs from base 1 to 408 and encodes 135 amino acids. The record is from RefSeq and is a predicted model, not a curated record. Gene Ontology annotation, cellular component: ribosome. Lineage: Eukaryota; Fungi; Basidiomycota; Agaricomycetes; Cantharellales; Hydnaceae.